Haliotis rubra (blacklip abalone) is the source of this 1867-nucleotide messenger RNA. Its product is annotated as protoheme IX farnesyltransferase, mitochondrial-like. The record is from RefSeq and is a predicted model, not a curated record. Gene Ontology annotation, biological process: heme biosynthetic process. Lineage: Eukaryota; Metazoa; Mollusca; Gastropoda; Lepetellida; Haliotidae. Gene Ontology annotation, molecular function: protoheme IX farnesyltransferase activity. Gene Ontology annotation, cellular component: mitochondrion; membrane.
AGUCAAGUACCACGCAUAAGUGAACUCGAAGAACGUGUGUCAAGAAUAGUAUGAUAUGUGACUUGAACAACAUAUACAAUGAAAUAUGUGAACAAAUACUUUAAAGUAUUCAAUUCUCAUCCACAAAAUGUUAUUCUGAGUGGCACCUACGUACGUUUCGGUUGUGUUGCCGGUUACGAUGCGUCUGUCAUGUAACCCUUGUAUAACCUUGACGAGGAUCAAUCGUGUCCGAUGGAGGCGUCUGCAGACAGUAAACAGUCAACAGUUAAACAGACACAGGACGUUACACACGAAAGCCUUUUCACCAGGAAUCACGCAGCAUUUUGUUAGACAUUAUGAAACUCGUGCAGUACCUGACGAGAAAGACUCCCCAGGUUCCUUCCAAGGGACAGAGUCCAACCCUGAUGAUGAGUUGGAAAACAUCACACUGGCCCCUUCAGCUACACCCAAGGACUAUGUGUCACUUCACUUUCGCACAGCAGCAAAGCUAGUACAUCUCAAUGCAAAAAAUGUUGGUAGAAAUUUAAGUGUUAUUCUUCCGCUCGGACAAGGCAUUCCAUUUUCAUCUUCGAAGAGUAAGGUGAAAACAUUGUUUGUAUCAGCACCUCCAGUGGAGAUUGUCAGUGAUGUUCACAAAGAUGUCACAGUACCGCCAAAGACUACAACAGCUACUGAUGAUAAUCUGUGGAGAGAAUGCAAGUUGGAUUUAAGGCAGCUACCCCAGUACUACCUCAAGCUUUCAAAGAUCAGGCUAACUGGGCUGGUGGUGCUGACAUCAAUGGCUGGGUAUGCAAUGGCACCGGGAGCUUUUGAUCCUGCAACAUUCAUUCUCUGUACACUUGGUACUGGACUGUCCUCCUGUGCAGCGAAUUCUGUUAAUCAGUUCUUCGAAGUCCCAUUUGACUCACAGAUGAACCGCACAAAGAACCGAGUGUUGGUCCGAGGUCACCUGAGCCAUCUCCAUAGUAUGAUCUUUGCUGGUGUGUGUGGAGUGACAGGCAUCUCAAUGUUGGGUCUGGGAGUGAACAGCACGACAGCCCUGCUUGGGGCCUUCAACCUUGGACUGUACACUCUAGCCUAUACCCCCAUGAAGAGGCUGAGCAUCACCAACACGUGGGUGGGGUCCGUGGUCGGUGCAAUACCCCCCAUGAUGGGCUGGGCAGCGAGUUCUGGCGGGAUUGAGUCAGGAGCCUUGUUGCUUGGUGCGAUCCUAUAUGCCUGGCAGUUCCCUCACUUCAAUGCCCUCAGCUGGAACCUCCGUCCAGACUACUCCCGCGCAGGCUACCGAAUGAUGUCCGUCACUAACCCAGCACUGUGUAAACGAGUAGCUUUCCGCUAUUGUGUGGUGACCACCGGCCUGAGCCUCAUGGCUCCAGCUAUAGACUUGACCACAUGGACAUUUGCUGCUGGAUCACUGCCACUUAACUUAUACUUCUCGUACCUAGGUUACUGCUUCUACCGUGAUGGGGACAGUAGGUCAUCACGGAAGCUGUUUAGGUUUAGCUUGAUACAUAUCCCACUGCUCCUAGUGAUGAUGUUGGUAUGUAAGAAGUCCCAGGAUAAGACAGCUGAAAGUCAGCUACCUUCAAGUGAACAACUAACAAGUGUACAGUAACAGACCACAAGAGUUUUAUAUAUGGUGUGAUUUGUUGUUGAUGGUCUGCAAUACUGUGAUAUUGUAUGAGUUGUCUCCCUUGGACAGACACGAUCCAUGAUGCACCAAGAGGAUGAAUCAGGUUAACAAAUUUCUCGAAACAUCUUAUGUAAGCUGUUGGAGAAUUCAUUUCUGUUUGGUCUGUACACACUCAGGGGAAACAUGAAAAUUUGCAAACAUUUGUAUAUGAAUAAAUAUUGUUUUUUUUGUUUU